AUGCUGCAGCUACCUCCCAUGCGCUCAGAAGCGAAGCAACCUCCUAUAUCCCCUAGCGCCGACACGAAUAUGCAUCCUCUCGAUGUUCUGGCGGCGCUGAAGGAUGAUUCAUCGCUGUCACCGCAGCUGCGGGACAAAAUUGGUGACGCGCUCGCGCGGCUGCGUGAAACUUGUAGGACGGCGGGCCAGCCGAGCACGAAGAAGACGCCUCCGAGAAGCUGCGCGCACAACUAUUUCGAGGAGAUGAUCAGCGGACAUGCGCCGUUUCGGCUCUCUUGCCACAGAAGCGGCCUGAUCCACACGCGUGCCAAGGACUUUGACAUCGCCUCCUCUCGACUCCCAGGUUCCAUUAUAAUGUCCUCUUGCAACACCCUCAUGCAGCGUACCACGCCUGCUCUCCAGAGUCCAAAGGGGGUAUUUGCAGAACUCAACGCCAUCGCUUUUCAGACACUUCGAUACAUCGAUGAGGUGGAGCAGAUCGAAUUUGACGUAACCAACGUCCGUGAGCACGACGGCAGUAUUAUGGGGGACAAGGAGCGCCUGUUCCUCUCUGUCUGUUGCAGCGUGUUCGCCAACUUUUACUUCUUCACGUCCCUGUGCAUCAACGCGGAGAAGUUCUUACGCUUUCUUCGCAAAAUCUUCACGUGCUACCCGCUCGACAACAGCUACCACAACGCCACACACGCAGCGGAUGCGCUUCAGAUGAUGUCGCUCUUUUUCAGAGAGCCCACUGUAAACUUCCUCUUCUCCGAUGAAGAGAUCGCAAUCUGUUUCCUAGCUGCGCUGACUGUUGAUGUCGCACACCCCGGUGCGUCUGACGCACUCCUGGUCGCUUUGGACCACCCCUUAGCGUCUGUGUUCGGCGAUGUCGCAAUCGCCGAGCACGCGUCUCUCCUGGUCUUGACGAGUGCGCUUGUACGGGAGGACAAUUUCUUCUUCUCAACGACUGAUGAAGCGGUCUCGGCGGAUAGUGCCCAUCUCGUGAAGGAGGCACUGUACGAUGUGGUGCUGAAUGCAGCACUGCGUAACCGGCCUUCGCUAAUGUCUGCCUUGCACGACAUUGAUACGAGCGGCCACAUAACCGACGCCGACGCCCCCAAGCUAAUGGCGGCUCUUCUGGUGAUGGCAUCCAACAGCUUUGCAUUUCGCUCGCAGGCACAGUGUUGCCGAAUGGGUACGUGGCUUCUCUCGGAGAUCCACCGGGAGGAGUGCGAAAUGGAACGGCACGGCAUUCGUAUGACUCUUCCCCACGUCUCGGGGGCUGACCUCACCACAGUGUUGUCAGACUACAUAAACGUUGUCGUGAAGCCGAUGACGGCGGCUACCCUUGCCCUCGUUCCUACCGAUCUGCAGGAUCGUUUGGAGUGGAACGCAGACCUUGUCGACGCGGCGACUGGCGCUGGUGGUCGCCCGUGUAGCGUUAUUCUGGAGACCUCCCUCGCGCCGUGGAUGACGAGCUCGCUGCAUGUGAUGGAGAUACUAAAGAAGGUAGCCACACACGCAAAAAGCGUGGACCGGAAAGCCUCCAAGUGCGCCAUUCUCAACGCUUCUCCAUCGCGCUUCCAGGGAGCGGCGGCAGGCAUGAUGCAGGCCGACUCGCUUAGCAGCAGCAGCUCCAUGUCAGGCUCUAUUAACGCCACGAGGCAAGAGGAAGCUACGACUCACCGCUCGCCCUCCUUGUUUACGUCACAGUUGUAUGUCGCGGGUGGGAGUCCGGCGGCGCAUCCCAGCAGGUCGGAGCACUACUUCUCCUUUCUGCGCCUCUACGACAAGUGCGAGCGCGCGGGAGAAUUGGCAAAGGACUUUCUCGGUCAGCUCAUCUUUCUUGCGCUACAGCUCGAUCCGCGCUACAUCGCUUCGUAUGCACGAAAGAAGUAUGGGGAUGACGGCUGCGCUGCCGAAUGCACCGAAAUGGGGUUGUUGAUCUACAAAACAGAGGAGGCGCCCUCCAGUGCCGAGGUGAUCGCCAGCCGUCCGCCAGGUGGGUCCUUCUCUAAUCGUGUUGCAGACGAGAUCGACCACACGGACGGUUUUAUUUUGCUCUUGAUGGAUAUGUACUGCUCCCGUGAAGCAGCGCUAGCGGAGAUGGAGUCAGCGGCGUCGGUAAGCGACAAGGCGAAAACAACACCGCCGGCAGAACCCAUAACGUUGGAGGGUGCGCCGCAGUAUCAGCAAAACUCGCCUAUUAGAAUGCCAGUAAAUACGGAGAGCAAAAAUACAGUAUCUUGGUCGUGA
Messenger RNA from Leishmania braziliensis MHOM/BR/75/M2904, 2235 nucleotides. RefSeq names its product putative cAMP-specific phosphodiesterase. Gene Ontology annotation, molecular function: 3',5'-cyclic-nucleotide phosphodiesterase activity. The record is from RefSeq and is a predicted model, not a curated record. The transcript has a single exon. Lineage: Eukaryota; Euglenozoa; Kinetoplastea; Trypanosomatida; Trypanosomatidae. Bases 1 to 2235 code for a protein of 744 amino acids. Gene Ontology annotation, biological process: signal transduction.